UUUGCGUCGACUAAGUUUCAUGGCUUUAGGCAACAACAUUCUCACGGGAGAAAUUCCAUCAUGGUUAGGUGUCUUGGAUAGACUUCAAUACCUGUCCUUGAGAGAGAAUAAUUUUGUUGGCCAUCUUCCUGCUAACAUAUGCGACAACCUUCCAAAUCUAAAAAAGCUCGAUCUGUAUUGGAAUCAAUUGAGUGGCCAGCUACUAUCAGGUUUAUCAAACUGCUCCGGACUCAAGUCGUUAGAUUUGUCACUCAACCAGUUCAAUGGUUACAUACCAAAAGCGGUGGGGAACCUGAAAAUGCUUGAGGAGCUACAUCUCUAUUAUAACAAUUUGGAAGGUCCGAUUCCAAACGAGAUUGGCAACUUGCUCAAAUUGGAGAGCCUUGGCUUGGGUGAGAAUAGCUUAAGUGGUUCAAUACCGGUUGGGAUCUUCAACAUGUCAACUCUGAGGGAACUCGACCUUGCCGACAAUCAAUUAUCAGGCGUUCUUCCAUCAAAUAUGUGCCAUGGCCUACACAAUUUGGAAUACAUUGAUCUUGGUGGGAAUAACUUCAGCGGAGCCAUACCCGCCUCUAUCUCAAACUGUUCGAAACUAAUUGAAAUAAUUCUUUAUGAUAACAAAUUCAGCGGUCCAAUUCCCAAUUCCAUUGGAAAUUUGAGACGCCUCGAAUUUCUAGAUCUGUCUGGUAACAAUUUGACAAGUGAAUCUUCAUCUCCAGAAUCGGGCCUUUUCACUUCCCUCACAGGUUGCAUCUCUUUAAGGUAUAUCCGGGUAGGAGACAAUCCGUUAAAUGGGGUUCUUCCGAGAUCCAUCGGGAAUCUUUCUAUUUCUGUUGAAUGGUUGGAUGUAGGGAACUGUGGACUCGGGGGGAACAUUCCAGACGGCAUUGGAAACUUGAGCAAUUUAGUUUUUUUAAGUCUAAGUGACAAUAGUUGGACCGGAUCAGUUCCGAAUACGAUAUGGGGUCUGCAAAAGCUUCAGAAUUUGGAUCUUAUCAAUAUUUCCCUCACUGGUCCGCUCCCUCGUGGUCUCUGUGGAUUGCAGAGUUUGGAGGAAUUAUGCCUAACUCAAAAUCAGAUUAGCGGUUCAAUUCCAGGAUGUUUCAAUAACCUCACAUCUUUGGGAUAUCUUGACAUUGCUUUCAAUAGAUUAACCUCUACUCUGCCGAUGGGCUUGUGGGAUCUUAAAGGUCUCCAGGAGGUCAACUUGUCGUCGAAUUUAUUGAGAGGACCUUUGGCUCCAGAGAUGGGAGAAUUAAAGAAUUUGACAAGGUUAGACUUGUCAAACAAUCAGUUUUCAGGCAAAAUCCCAAGCAGCAUUUGGAGUUUAGAGAAUUUGGAUCACCUUUCUUUAGCAAACAACAGCUUGCAAGGAUCAAUUCCGGACAACCUUUGAAUUGAUACCUUUGAAUUUGGAGCUAGAAAACUAGCUCAUUACAGAGUAACUUCUCUUGUUGGAUCCCCAAUAUACUCAAAUGUUCACUUUUAAGCAAUUAAAUGGUAACUCAUGUAUUCUUACUCUGUAAUAAAUUAAGGCUUGUGUAGACUUUCUUGGGUCCAAUAUGCACCAUACCCGGCUAUUCCAAACAAUAAAAUCAAGCACA
Messenger RNA from Coffea eugenioides, 1604 nucleotides. Its product is annotated as receptor kinase-like protein Xa21. Bases 20 to 1396 code for a protein of 458 amino acids. The record is from RefSeq and is a predicted model, not a curated record. Lineage: Eukaryota; Viridiplantae; Streptophyta; Magnoliopsida; Gentianales; Rubiaceae. The transcript is spliced from 2 exons. Gene Ontology annotation, molecular function: protein binding. Gene Ontology annotation, cellular component: plasma membrane.